AUGGAUUCUCAGACGAGAGAGCUGCAGCAACUCGUCGCCUUGUGGAAACAUAUGAAGCAGAUCCCGCGGCGACAGUCCGAGCGGAGGCUCAAUGCAGCGAAGCACAUGUACAUGAAGACUUUGGACUCGCAAGCGCUAUGCCCCCAGAUGAGAAAAGCAGUACUGGACAGCCUGAAGAAAGACACCUAUAGACGACGCACUUGGCAUCAGUUCGACAUGGAAGGCUGCGAACUUCUUCAGUCUAUGGGACCCCGUCACAUCUGCGCGAAGGGAUGUUACUUCCUGCAUUAUGCUCCUGCUAGGGAGGCUGCGAGGCUGAGACGAUGGGUUGAAGCCCAAGGGGGCAGCCAGUCACUUCUCAACGGGUGGUACGCCAAGAUGGAGAGAGCCGGGUGUGUGAUGCCGUCAUGA
Molecule: messenger RNA, 411 nt
Organism: Guillardia theta CCMP2712
Lineage: Eukaryota; Cryptophyceae; Pyrenomonadales; Geminigeraceae
Exons: 6
Coding region: 1-411 (136 amino acids)
Source: RefSeq, a predicted model, not a curated record